This is a messenger RNA of Eimeria acervulina, 2427 nucleotides long. RefSeq lists its product as hypothetical. Bases 1 to 2427 code for a protein of 808 amino acids. The transcript has 10 exons. NCBI's taxonomy places the organism in Eukaryota, Apicomplexa, Conoidasida, Eucoccidiorida, Eimeriidae. The record is from RefSeq and is a predicted model, not a curated record.
AUGCAACAGCAGCAGCAUCACCAGCAGCAGCAGCAACAACAGCAGCAACGACAACAACAGCAGCAGCAGCAACAACAACAGCAGCAACAACAACAACAGCAGCAGCAGCAACAACAACAGCAGCAGCAACAACAUCAGCAUGCAGCAGCAGCAGCAACAACAACAGCAGCAACAGCAGCAGCAGCAGCAGCAGCAAUAUUGUCUUGCCUUGCAAGCAAGGAAGGCGAGCUAGAGGCCUUUUCUGCAGCAGCAGCAGCAGCAGCAGCAGCAGCAGCAGCUGCACUCGCAGGCUCCCCUCGCCCCAGGUCAGCAGGAGUUGGAGACCCCUCAGGGGGCUCCUGCGGAGGAGCCUGGAGGCCCUCUGGAGAAAGCAGAGCGGCAGCAGCAGCAGCACAGCAGCAGCAGCAGCGCAGAAGCAACAGCAGGGCAGCAGCAGCAGCACAGCAGCAGCAGCAGCCCUGGGAGCUGCUCCUGCAACCUGCUGCGCCUUCAAUUUCUGCUGCUGUUUCUUCGCAAGAUGCAGCAGAACACCACCACCACAGCAGCAACAACCGCAGCAGCAGUAGCAGCAGCAGCAGCAGCAAGAGCAGCAGCAGCAGUAGACUUUGCUGCUUGACUCCCCCUUGGAAGGCUGUACACCCCCAGACAAUGCAACCCCACCCCACACCCUCUGCGGACCCCAGUGAGACUGGCCUUUGCUGCAGCAGUAGCAGCAGCAACAACAACAAGAGCAGCAGCAGCAGCAGCAGCAGAACCUGGUGCGCCUGCGUCUGCGGUUCGUGCUGCUGGAGCGGGGGCCCCCCCUCUUGCGUCUCCUUCCUUCGGCUUCGCCUCAGCAGCUGCAGUGCAGCAGCAAAGGUCCGCCGCCUCCAGCUGCUGCUGCGGGCGCUGCUGCUGCGGCAGCAGCAGCUGCAGCAACAACAGCAGCAGCAGCCGCAGCAAAAACAGCAGCAGAAGCAAGAGCUAGACGCUCUUGGUGCGACGGCCCAAGCAGUGUGUGAGCUACUAGCUGAGACGAGUGGAGACAGCGGUGUUGCUGCAGCUGUAGAGCGGCUGCGGGCAAUCGCCCCCACGGCAGCGCAGCAGCAGCAACAGCAACAACAACAGCAGCAGCAGCAACAGCAGCAGCAGCAGCAGCAUGGGUGUGAUACAGGUUCAGCUGAUGGAGAUGGAGGUGAAGGGGGCAAUAGGGAUACCCUCAGGCGUACUACUCCUGGGGGCCUAGACAGCAGCAGCAGCAGCAGCAGCAGCAGCAGCAGCAGCAGCAGUGACAAUAAGGAUCGGGAGGCUAUACUUUCCUCUCUUCUAGACUCCCCUCUGACCCUUAGCAGCCAGAUAGAGCAACAGCAGCAGCAGCAGCAGCUGCUGUUGCUGCUGCAACGCGCCCAGCAACGCCAGCCUCUCCAUCAACAGCGUGCGAUGGCCGCAGCAACUUCCCAACGGGCGACAGCGCUGCUGCGCGCUGCAGCAGCAGCAGCAGAUCUUGGAGACUACGAGGUCACCUUGCGGCUCAUGGAGGCGCUGGGGCAGAUGCCGCCGCGUUUCCGCCUACAGCCAGAAAGCCUCCACCUCCACUGUAUGUCUCUGCUGCUCGCGGGCCCCCAGCCUACCGCCCCAGAUAACACAAGGCCAGCAGCAGUAGCAGCAGCAGCAGCAGCAGCAGCAGCAGCAGCAGCAGCAACGGGGCAGGAGGGGACUCCGCUGAGUGAGGGCUCGCUGCUGGAGGAGCUGCGACGUUGGAGCAGCCCUGCUGCUGUUUCUGCUGCAGCAGCAGCAGCAGCAGGAACAAGGAAAGGAGGAAGCGCAGCAGCAACUCUGCAGGACUUCGAGUCGACGGCCCUGAGAGGCGUGCUGGCGCUGCGGGCGUUGAAUUUCUCUGAAGCUGCUCGCUGCUGUCUUGCGGCUCUGCAAGAGGCAGCAGCAGCUGCGCAUACGAAGCAGCAAGAGCAGCAGCAGCAACAGCAGCAGCACGACCAGCAGCAGCUCCAGAUGCACAUGCAUUCUUCGUGGACCUUCGGCACCUGCAGCAGCAGCAGCGGCAGCAGCAGCAGCAGCAGCAGCUCUCUUCUAUCUACCUCGGAUUUGGUUUUGUAUGGGGCAAUCUCGCUGCUGGCAUCCACAGAGGCGUCGCUGCAGGCACAAGGAUUGAAUAUUUGUGCUGCUGCUGCGUUUCCGGUGUCUCUGCAGCUGCAGCUGCUUCCUUCAUUGCGGAGUUUGCUGCUGCAUGCGCAGCAGCAAACCCCUCUGAAGCAGCUGCUGCUGGCAGUUGAGCGCUGCAGCAUUUUGCUGCAGAGUCAAGCCUUGCUGCGGACGGAGGUGCUGCGGAGAAAGGAAGUCCCUCGCGACGUGCUGCUGCUAAACGCCCUUAAGACUGUUGUGAGGCAUCAGCAGCAGCAGCAGCAGCAACAGCAGCAGUACUCGCCCUAA